UUGUCUGUAAUAACUUUAUUUUUCGUCUUUCGUUGCAGCUCUGCUAAUGUAAAACAUGGGAGACUGGAACUUCCUGGGGGGGAUCUUGGAGGAGGUGCAUAUCCACUCCACCAUGGUCGGCAAGAUCUGGCUGACCAUCCUCUUCAUAUUCCGGAUGUUGGUGCUCGGCGUCGCCGCGGAGGACGUUUGGAACGACGAGCAGUCGGACUUCAUCUGCAACACCGACCAGCCCGGCUGCCGUAACGUCUGCUACGACCAGGCCUUCCCCAUCUCCCUCAUCCGCUACUGGGUGCUGCAGGUCAUCUUCGUGUCCUCGCCCUCGCUCGUCUACAUGGGUCACGCCAUCUACCAGCUGCGAGCUCUGGAGAAGGAGCGCCACUGCAAGAAGGUGGCCCUCCGCCGGGAGCUGGAGGCGGUGGACGUGGAGCUGGUGGAGAUCCGGCGGAGGAUCGAGAAGGAGAUGAAGCAGCUGGAGCAGGGGAAGCUCAACAAAGCGCCGCUGAGGGGCUCGCUGUUGUGCACUUACCUGGUGCACAUAGUGACUCGCUCGGUGGUGGAGGUCAGCUUCAUGGUGUGUCAGUACGUCCUCUACGGCAUCGCCAACCCGCUGUACAAGUGUGAGAGGGAGCCGUGCCCCAAUGUGGUCGACUGUUUUGUCUCCAGGCCAACGGAGAAAACGGUGUUCAUGGUGUUCAUGCAAAGCAUCGCCUGCAUCUCGCUCUUUCUCAGCCUCCUCGAGAUCAUGCACCUGGGAUACAAGAAGCUAAAGAAGGUCAUCUUGAGCUACUACCCGCACCUGAAGGCCGAUCUCGACGAUUAUUACGUCGACAAGUCAAAGAAGAACUCAGUUGUGCAUCAGGUUAACGUGGGCUCGUCUGUGGCUCGCAAGAACACCAUCCCCGAGGCACCAUGUGGAUACACGUUACUGUUGGAGAAGCAGGGCAACGGACCCACCUACCCUCUUCUUAAUGCGUCCUCCGCUUUCAUCCCGAUAAAAGGGGACCCCGGUGCAAAGCCAGACGGCCACAAGGACGCCAAGGAGGGAGUGCCGAGCCCCACGGAGCGAACCGGCGACACCAGCAGCGAGACUCGCUCCCCUCCUGCUGACAAACAGGAACCAGAGGAGCAGUCCCCGCAUCACAAGGACAUGGUGUGCGCCGGCUCCGAGUACCCCACCCUGCCUGUAGCGGACACCUCCUCCUGCACAACUCUGUCAGGCAUUGUGCGGAAGUCACGGAGGGUCAGUCCACCGUGGAACUGCUCCACUCUGGUGGAGGGGAACGGCUCGGACAGCGGGGACUCCUACCACGGGAACAACAGCGUGAAGCUACGCAGCAGCUGUGUUGGACCCAGAGCCAGGGUGCUCUCUAAAUCGGACAUCAAGAGGCCGAGCAGGUCUCAGAGUCCAGACUCGGCAGGGGAGCUGAGCUCAGUGUCUCGGCACAGCCGGGAAAGCAACAGCCCCACCGCCUCCUCCCCAAACCGCAGAGUGUCUGCGGCGAGCAGCACCAGCAGCAGGAGAGCGCCGACUGAUCUGCAGAUAUAAACGGACCGUCGGCUCCAACGUGAGACUCUCAACGAGCCAAGCUUGGAUGCAAGUUUUAUAAACACUUUUACUGCACUUUUCACACAUUUAAAGUUCUUCAAAUGAAGCACAAAAGGCCUUUGUUACCUAUUGCUAAGGAGAUUACGCUCUCACGCCAAAAGAGCAGCCUUUUUCCAAUCAUAUUAGAAUUUCAGAUUUUAACGUUUCAGUGUGAAGGAUUUAGGGGGCAAAGCAAAUUAUUUAACCAAGAAUGUAUUAGUCUUUUUCUUAUUAAAUAAACAAAGCUAAUCAAAUAAUAAUUAUUAUUGUUAUUCAUUGUGGGUUUUUUAUUUCUGUAAUCACUCCCACAUGUUGACGUCAGUAUCACCCUAAAAAUGUCAAAUGUCUCAAAAUGAACCUAAUGAUGCACCUUUUGCCAUUUUGACGAGACUAUCAAUACACUGAAUUUACGUAACUGAUGAAUGCUUUUCAAAUGCGUUUCAACUUAUUUGGUAAAACAAGUUUGUUGGAAUUUUUUCAUCUGUAAUUUUCAAACCGCAAGAUGUCAAGUAUUUUUAGGUCAAAAGGAAAUUAAAGUCAGAGUGAAAUCAUGACUCAUUGACGGUGAAGUCCAAAUCAGGUUGCCAAGGUUGACUUUGCCAAGUCUUUUUUUUUAUUUUGUGACUCAAGUCGACACCAAUGAUCUGACUGUAUGCAGCAGCUCUGUCUGCACGAUUAGAGGGAACGGAAAACUGAACCACGGAUCUAUAAUGUGUCAGGUCACAAUGUGCUGUUACACAACCAGAUACUUUUAAAUCAGUAAUGCUGUCUGAAUUAAUUUAACUCCCCUGUUCCAACACGUCUGAGAGCUCUUUAUCAAGAACAUUUAACAAAACAGUUGCAUGUCUUUGACACAGUGGAAAAGAAAUGCUAAAUAUCUUUCCCGUGGUGACAGGAAUUUAAAAUUUGUCUUUAACAUGCUGUCAUUAUCAGACUUUAAUGCCCCCUCAGGCACAUGAGC
This is a messenger RNA of Plectropomus leopardus (leopard coralgrouper), 2546 nucleotides long. NCBI's taxonomy places the organism in Eukaryota, Metazoa, Chordata, Actinopteri, Perciformes, Serranidae. The record is from RefSeq and is a predicted model, not a curated record.